Messenger RNA from Pseudogymnoascus destructans, 1878 nucleotides. RefSeq lists its product as uncharacterized. Bases 196 to 1758 code for a protein of 520 amino acids. The transcript has 3 exons. The record is from RefSeq and is a predicted model, not a curated record. Lineage: Eukaryota; Fungi; Ascomycota; Leotiomycetes; Thelebolales; Thelebolaceae.
GAAGUGGAUGCAUCCUCUACUCUGCUGUGUACUUGUACUUCGCUUCUCCAAUAUUACGAAUACUACUCCGUACGGUUACUACGAAUACUUCAAUAAUCUAUUCAUCUACAUACCAUCAUUACUUUAUUGCAUUAUAGCGAUUCUCUUCACAUGAAUACCACCACUUAAUAUCGGCUUCUCGAAUCCUUUGAUGUGAUGACUUUCGGUUCUAAUCCGGCGGAUAUAAUUAUUGUACUGGAGUUCACGCGCCGGCUGUACCGACAGUGCAAGAACGCCGACGAUGCCUAUUUCGAGAUCGGGCGCGAGAUUCGCGCACUCCAUACGGUGCUGCGAUAUCUCAAGUUCGAAGUGCAAGCGCCGGAGUCGAUACUGAACCGCGACCGGGCGUUGUAUGCGCGAGACCUUGCGCCGCUGAUCGCCGACUGUCGCUUUACGCUGGAGGACCUGGAAGAACUUCUGCGGAAGUAUGGCGACAUUAGGAACAACGAUAGGAGUGGGGACACGAGUGGAGAGCUGUGGAAUCAGAUCAAGUUUGGCAGUAUAGAGAUGGACCAGCUGGGCACUGUGAGGGUGAAGCUUAUAAAUCACAAAACGAAUAUUACGGCGCUGCUCGACACGAUACAACUUCGCGAAUCGAGUAGGGUGGCGACGACACUGGAUAAUCAUGGAGGACAACUGGAUAUCAUAUUGGAUAAAGUGGACAAUAUUGCGUCGCGGAUGGGUCAGCGGGCGGCUUCUUUAAUGACUACAUAUGAGGAUGACGAUAAAGAAGUGUGGAAAAGCUUUCGGCGAGAACUUGUCGCGGAGGGGUUCUCUAGCGACGUUUUAACUCGACAUAAAGAUGUAUUACGAGCCUAUAUUCGGCAAAUCGAUCAGAACGGACUGCUCGAAGAUGUCCUGGUCGCUGCGAAGGCAAGACAGCCAGUUUUAUCAGUAAAUACCCAGGAAUGGCUCGAACAAGUUCAAUCACCAGAAUCUGCUUCCGUCCCACCGUCGUUCAACACUACCAGUUCUGACUCCUCGAUAAAGGAGCUUAGAGUCGGGGAGGAUAACAGCAAAUUCCUACAGACAAUGAAGAAUGAGCGACCAAAGCCAGAAUCUAUAACAACAGCUUGGAAGGAAGGUAUAGGUGAUACAAAGGCCCCGCCAGUUCAACCCCUACCACCCCAGAUCCCAAUACUUUAUGCUCCGCCCGUCCAACCUCCACCAGUUCCAUCUCUCCAGCGUUCAGGCUCUUCAUGCGGUAGAAACGGUUAUAGCUAUGUCAUCGCCGCGAGUCCUCCAACAUCCGUACAACUCAGAUCACCAAUACCAGAGCCAGAGAUCUGCACCACGGAGUCCAUCCUCGCCGACGACUCCGCGAACGAAAGCAGGAUGCGAAUGCUCGAAGCACCGCGAGCAGAUGGAAGGCCUCGACGACAGUCCGACCAAAAUGACAGAGACCAAGGCCACUCUCCAAGCGGCUCCACCUCCACCUCCAAAAGGAUAUCAUCCUUCACCGAUGGAAACGCCAUGGCCUACCGGCCUCGACCUCAACAGUUACCUGUCCUAGCACCAGAGGAGUCGCUGUACAGUGCCUCACCACGUGGCUCGGGUGCCUUACCCAUACCGGUGAGAGUCACACCCUACCCUGCCACAGACCGUACGGACACAGCCCGCGAAACAUCACCACCUCCGUACCCGCCGGCCUGGCACCAGACUCGCAGGGUCGCGAGAUCCCUCGGGACGCAAAGUGGACCAAGAUACGGCGUCGUCUAGUUAGCACCGAGAUCCUCGAAGAAGACCGACUCAGAUAUGAAGCUCGUCCCGAAUACGUCGCAAUCCUCGGCGUCUUCACCCUCCCCCAAAUCCAAAACCUCGCCAUCCGCACCGCCGCCC